Molecule: messenger RNA, 1576 nt
Organism: Verruconis gallopava
Lineage: Eukaryota; Fungi; Ascomycota; Dothideomycetes; Venturiales; Sympoventuriaceae
Exons: 1
Coding region: 376-909 (177 amino acids)
Source: RefSeq, a predicted model, not a curated record
GAGAAAGUGUGACCCGAUUCCGUCUCGCCGACAGUCGGAACGUCUUCCCCAGCGUCGCCCAGGCCCCAAUCAACGGCGCCGCAUUUUGAAUUCCGUCCACCGACGUCCGUCACACGCCCGCCGCUGACCUUCAUUCUCGCCUGCGCUCCACAGGUUACCGUACGCCCUUAUAGCCGAAUCGAAUCCUCAUUCCACCGUCCUCGGGUUACCACGGACUCACCUUUCGCACCGUCAAAUUCGCUGCGCCGCGACACUUUGCGCUCACGGCUCGUGAUUCGAAAUCGAUGGUGCCAUAAAUCCCGCUCUGGGCGACCCGUCGCGGAUUUCUCCAGACCAUACAGUCCGCAUUCAAGAGAGCAUCGAAUCGCCCCAUACAUGGCCAACAUGCCCACGACAAACCGCCCUUUCUUUGGCAGCUUCCUAUCUGCCUUCAGAGCGCAUAAUGCGACAAUCCAGAAAGCCGGGGUGACGUCGCCGACCGGGGGCGCGGUACCCACGGCGCAGACGUCAUACUCGCAGCAGGCCAACAGCUCGGCCUCGACGACGAGCACGACGACCGCGCACGCAACCACGCAAGCUCGGCCGAUCACAACAAAGGCCGGGCCCGCAACAGGCGCAACUUCUGUGGCCAUACAAGCCGGCCACUUCCAGACGUCGCGGCAGCAUUCCACCUCUCCCUACUCGAGGUCCCCGGGCUCGCCAAGCACAGGAGCUCUUACUCCGCUCCAAAGCAGGGGAAGGAGAGGCUCCGACAGCUCGUCGGAAGGUUUUCGAGAAACAUCGAUGGGAGCAGAGAAGUGGUAUAUCGGUGGCCGAACCGCCACAGGCGAGGAGCGAGUCUACAAGCUGAGCAUGGUGAGGCGGCCGCGGAGCAUCGACAGGCUGAGCCUGGACAGGAUGAGUCUAUGACCGUCGGAAUGACGUUGAAUGCGUGGGAAAGCACAGAGGACAGAGAGCAUGGCUGCAUCUCUCCCUUUCUCUCUGUCUCCCUGUCUCCCUGUCUCCCUUUCUCCCUCCCUCCCUCCCUCCCUCCCUCUCUCUCUAUUCUUCUUUUUCAUUCUUCUUUGCCGGGAAAAGGCGUUGGAGUACAGAGCAUGCGCGCUCUAGAGUGUCUGGUACAAGGACUUCUACCGGGUGAUCUACACUGAAAAACAAAUUCUAGAAACUGGCCUAUCGAGGCCGAAACCUUGCACGUAUCUCAUGUCCUUUGUGAAUUGUCUCACUAGUUGGGAAAGAAAAAGACUUCGUUUUUGAAGCCUCGCGACGAGGGCUACGUUUUGACAAUGUUGGAUGACACGUACGACCGCGAUGGAAUAGGGUGUGGUGGGCAGGACUGUGAAGAGAUUGUAUAUCUUGUGCAGCUAACAGCUUGUACAUACAAAUGUCGACUCUUCCUUGUUUUCUCCCGUUGAGCGUUCUUUCCACUUUGCCUCUAUUUCAGGGUCUUAAGAAGCCUGGAAAGAUAGAUCAUUCAAGAUUGACACGCCUUCGACCAGGCCGUGAAGAGCCAACAAAAUAUAUUAUGCUGACCCAAUGAUGCCGGAACUGCUGUCGUGAUCUUCUUCCAAUAUCUUCC